AUGAAUACCGCCCGGCAGAUGCAGAGGCUUUCCUCCCCCGCUGCCCCGUUGCGGGUGUCCGCUCUUCGCAGCACUGCUCGCUGCAGCUCGACAACUCCCUCGAAAUAUCGUCUCCUCUCUGUCCGCACUGCUCGUUCCGAGGCCGCGACGUCUCCUGCUCUCAGAUCUCUCUCUCACCAGCAACGACAACCCCAGCCCAUCCUGCGGUCGACCCUCCCCGCUACCGCCAUCAGGUUAGACAGCCUAUCGCCAGCCCGGACCCGCGCGUUCCAUGCUUCGGCCCGGUCACUCCAGGCCGAGGGCAAGGAGGGCAAGGCGAAGGAGGAAGGGAAGGAGGAGGAGCCCAAGAAGGAGAAAGAGGAGUCCAAAAAGAGCAAAAAGGAUGAGAUGCCCCCGCCGCCGCCCCAUGGCGACAAGACGCCGUGGCAGGUCUUCAUCGAGACGAUGCAGAACGAGCUGAAGGAGUCGAAGGAGUGGAACGAGUCGACCAAGGCCCUCGCGUCUGGUGCCCAGCAGCUGGCCGAGAGCGAGUCGAUCCGCAAGGCUCGCGAGGCCUACGAAGCCACGUCGGGUGUCGUCUCCAAGACCGCGGCCACCGUCGUCAAGACCACUGCUGCCGUUGUCGGCAAGAGUGCUAAGACCGUGUGGGAGACUCCCGUUAUGAAGGGCGUGCGCAAGGGUGCCAACAAGACCGGCGAGGUGCUCGACAAGGCCACCAAGCCCAUCCGCGAAACGGAGGCCUUUAAGAAUGUCAAGAACGUCAUUGACGACGGCAGCAGCUCCCGCUAUGGCGGCUGGACCGACAAGGAGGAGCGCAGGAGGCAGAAGGAACUGCGCGAGAAGAUGCUCAAGGAGAGCGGCCAGGCCCCGCAGGUCUUCCAGGAGGAUCCUAAUGCCGGUACUAGCCUGACCGUCCACAAGGAUGCCGCCUGGAAGGAAGCCUGGAGGGAGUUCCGCGACUCGAGCAAGUUCGUGCAGAGUCUCUUCAACAUGAAGAACGUGUACCGCGAGUCGGACAAUCCGCUGAUCGAGACGGCGCGGAGCAUCACCGACAAGGUUGCCAGCUGGUUCGCUGAGAACGAGACGGCCCAGGUCAUCAAGAAGGUGCGGCAGAUGGACCCGUCCUUCAAGCUCGAGUCCUUCCUUCAGGAGCUGCGCGAGUACAUCCUGCCCGAGGUGCUAGACGCCUACGUCAAGGGUGACAUCGAGACGCUAAAGCUCUGGCUCUCCGAGGCCCAGUUCUCCGUCUACGAGGCUCUGACCAAGCAGUACCUGCAGGCCGGCCUCAAGUCGGAUGGCCGCAUCCUCGACAUCCGUGGUGUCGACAUCCUGCGCGCUCGCAUCCUCGACCCCGGCGAGAUCCCCGUCUUCAUCGUCACCUGCCGGACCCAGGAGGUCCAUGUCUACCGCAAUGCUAAAACCAACCAGCUGGCGGCCGGUAUGGAGGACAAGGUGCAGCUGGUCACCUACGCCAUUGGCAUGACCCGUAUCGCCGAGGACGUGAACAACCCGGAGACGAGAGGCUGGCGAUUGAUUGAGAUGCAGAAGAGCGGUCGCGAGUGGAUCUGA
Thermochaetoides thermophila DSM 1495 is the source of this 1569-nucleotide messenger RNA. RefSeq names its product inner membrane translocase subunit tim44-like protein. The transcript is spliced from 2 exons. The record is from RefSeq and is a predicted model, not a curated record. Gene Ontology annotation, biological process: protein import into mitochondrial matrix. Gene Ontology annotation, molecular function: protein-folding chaperone binding. Gene Ontology annotation, cellular component: mitochondrial inner membrane. Lineage: Eukaryota; Fungi; Ascomycota; Sordariomycetes; Sordariales; Chaetomiaceae. Bases 1 to 1569 code for a protein of 522 amino acids.